AGAGCUACAUACAGUACUCCUCCCUCCCUCGUUCCUCAAGCCCACCAAAAGCAGCAACCAUGACAGACUUUGGACCCCGCACCCACCCAAAGACCCUCGUCUUGUUCGACGUCGACGACACUAUCACCCCCGCUCGGAAGAGCAUCACCCCCGAAAUGAAGCAACUCCUCAAGGAUCUAAGGAAGGAGGUCGUCAUUGGGUUUGUGGGGGGGAGCGAUCUCUCUAAGCAACUCGAACAGCUCGGGCCUGACUGCAUCAACGACUUUGACUUUUGCUUUUCGGAGAACGGUCUGACCGCAUACCGUUUGGGCCAGAAGCUCGCGUCGCAGAGUUUCAUCGGCUGGAUCGGCGAGGAAAAGUACAAGAAGCUCAACAGCUUCAUCUUGCACUACAUCGCUGAUCUCGACAUUCCAAAGAAGCGCGGAACCCACAUCGAAUUCCGCAACGGCAUGAUCAACGUCUCCCCCAUCGGGCGCAACUGCAGCCACCCUGAGCGCGACGAAUACGAAAUCUACGACAAAGCUCACAACAUCCGCCCCACCUUCGUCGAAGCCCUCAAAAAGGAAUUCUCCGACCUCUCCCUCACCUACUCCAUCGGCGGGCAAAUCUCCUUCGACGUGUUCCCCACGGGCUGGGACAAGACCUACUGCCUGAACCACCUCAAAGGCGAGUCGUUUGACACGAUCCACUUUUUCGGUGAUAAGACGUUCAAGGGCGGGAAUGAUUAUGAGAUUUAUUCCCAUGAGAGGGUUACGGGACAUGCGGUUGAGGGGCCGCAUGAUACGGCGAGGAUCUUGAAGGACUUGUUUUUUAAGAAGUAG
Fimicolochytrium jonesii is the source of this 821-nucleotide messenger RNA. RefSeq names its product phosphomannomutase. NCBI's taxonomy places the organism in Eukaryota, Fungi, Chytridiomycota, Chytridiomycetes, Spizellomycetales, Powellomycetaceae. Gene Ontology annotation, molecular function: phosphomannomutase activity. The record is from RefSeq and is a predicted model, not a curated record. The coding region runs from base 60 to 821 and encodes 253 amino acids. Gene Ontology annotation, biological process: GDP-mannose biosynthetic process; protein N-linked glycosylation; mannose metabolic process. Gene Ontology annotation, cellular component: cytosol. The transcript is spliced from 4 exons.